Papaver somniferum (opium poppy) is the source of this 1997-nucleotide messenger RNA. Its product is annotated as glycosyl hydrolase 5 family protein-like. NCBI's taxonomy places the organism in Eukaryota, Viridiplantae, Streptophyta, Magnoliopsida, Ranunculales, Papaveraceae. Bases 81 to 1829 code for a protein of 582 amino acids. Gene Ontology annotation, molecular function: hydrolase activity, hydrolyzing O-glycosyl compounds. The record is from RefSeq and is a predicted model, not a curated record. The transcript is spliced from 4 exons.
AGAGCAUCAACAUCUUACAUAAUCAUACCAAAAGUGAGACUCGUAAUUUCAAACGAGAAGAAGUUCUGUCCAUUGAAAUCAUGGCCGAGAUCUGUGUGUUCUUAUGCUUCUUCUUCUUAUUAGUCUUGAUUGCCAUGCAAAUCUCUUCUCCGAGUCCGAGCAGAUGUUACACUUCUCAGCCUACACCGGUAGCAUUGCCUACAACUCUAAAUACAAAUUCAAGAUGGAUCGUCGAUGAAAACGGACGGAGAGUAAAAUUAGCAUGCACGAGUUGGGUAUCUCAUCUUGAACCUAUGGUAGCUGAAGGGCUGAGUAAGCAACCUUUGGAUUCGAUUUCAAAGAAGAUUAGAAACAUGGGAUUUAACUGUGUUCGGCUAACUUGGCCUUUGUUCUUAGUUACUAAUGAUUCUUUGGCAUCCGUCACUGUUCGAAAAUCUUUUCAAAGCUUGGGACUUCUUGAGUCCAUAUCUGGAAUACAGGCUAAUAACCCAUCUCUCCUUGACCUUCCUCUUAUUGAAGCAUUUCAGGCUGUUGUAUCCAAUUUGGGGGAGAACGGCGUGAUGGUAAUACUAGACAACCAUAUCAGUAAGCCGGGGUGGUGUUGUAGUAACUCCGACGGCAAUGGAUUUUUCGGAGAUAAAUACUUUGAUCCGCAAAUGUGGAUCAAGGGACUUACUAAGAUGGCCUCCAUUUUCAAUGGCUCAACCAGUGUUGUUGGCAUGAGCCUUAGAAACGAGCUUAGAGGGCGCAAGCAAAAUGUCAAGGACUGGUACAAGUAUAUGCAACAAGGCGCUGAAGCAGUUCAUGCAGCAAACCCAAAUAUUCUGGUAAUACUAUCCGGGUUGAAUUUCGAUGCUGAACUAAGUUUCCUUGCUAAACAACCAGUGAACCUAACUUUCAAAGGAAAACUAGUUUAUGAGGUACAUUGGUAUGCCUUUACAAACUCUCAUAUGUGGAAAAAUAAUAAUCCUAAUUACGCGUGUGGAAGUGUAGCGAAUAGCUUGAUGAGAAGAACAGGAUUUUUGCUUGAACAGGGUGUAGCACCGUUGUUUUUAAGCGAAUAUGGAAUAGAUCAAAGAGGUACUAAUGUGAAUGACAAUAGGUAUUUCAAUUGCAUGAUGGGUGUUGCUGCUGAACUUGAUUUGGAUUGGGCUCAAUGGCCAUUAGUUGGAAGUUAUUACUUAAGACAAGGUGUGGUAGGAAGGGAGGAAUUCUAUGGAGUUUUAGAUUACAACUGGUGUGGGGCUAGGAAUUCUAGUUUCAUUGAAAGAAUUUCUUCAAUUCAAGCUCCUUUUCAAGGUCCUGGUAUUUCUGAGAGAACUCAAUACAAAAUAAUUUUUCAUCCAUCGACAGGACUUUGCGUCCUCAGAAAAUCGUUGUUUGCACCAUUGGAAUUGGGAUCUUGUUCGGCUACUGAAGGAUGGGAUUACACCCCACAGAAACAUAUAUCACUAAAGGGUUUCUGUCUGCAAGCUGAUGGAGUAGGGAAGCCGGCUAAGCUUGGAAUUAUAUGUACAGAUACUAAUUCGCAAUGGGAAACGAUAUCCGAAUCCAAAAUGCAUCUUCAAUCUAAGCUCACCGAUAAGAACAACACCGCUGUUUGUUUGGAUGUUGAUUCUAACAAUAUCAUUGUUACUAAUUCUUGCAAAUGUUUGAGUAGAGAUAAAACGUGUGAUCCUUCAAGCCAGUGGUUCAAACUUGUUAAUAGUACGAGAAGUACAUCAAGUUCAUCCAUAGAUUUGCUAUCUUUGCCCAAGAACGAGCAAAACCAAGAGAUUGGAUUGGACGAUUUAAAAGGGAAUGAUGAUCAAGAAAGAAGUACUCAGUAAUAAAACACUAAUAGUUAAAAUAAAUUAGAACUGAUUCCUUGAAUCUUGUACGCAAUUUACAUAAAUUUGUAAAACGUAUAAAUUGGUCAAUCUUAGUAUAUUACUUAUUUGGUGUCCAUAAUAAUAAAAGACAUCAAACCUGAGUUAUGUCUUCUAAGAGUUGUCCAU